CUUAUAUAUUCUUAUCACCCAAUUUCAUUUCCAACCAUCAAAGUUUCAAAAGCAGCUCCUUCACAAUACCACCUUUCUCCCCAGUCUCAACUGCAAUACACGAAACAAGAAAUAAAUAAAUCAUUUAUAUUUUUUAUUACAAUAUUCGCCAUGCCACUCUGUUCCGUUGCUCCGAAACCCGAAACCGACGGCACUGAAGGUCAGGCCAAUGGCCCUGAGGACCACCACCAGCCCUCCUUUCUACAACGGAGCUUGUACCCCAUAACCUUGAAGUUCGAAGACGUGGUCUACAAAAUAAGCUACAGUACCAAAAGCAGCAGCCCCAAGCAAAAAACGAUUCUCAACGGGAUCUCGGGCAUAGUCCACCCGGGCGAGCUCCUGGCCAUGCUGGGCCCGUCCGGCAGCGGCAAAACCACCCUCCUCACAGCCCUCGGCGGCCGCCUCAGCCUCUCCGGCAAAGUCACCUACAACGGUCGGCCUUUCUCGGGCCCAAUCCGCCGCCGAACGGGUUUCGUAUCCCAAGACGACGUCCUCUACCCCCACCUCACCGUCUUCGAGACCCUCCUCUUCACGGCCCUCCUCCGCCUCCCCCAAUCCCUCUCCCCGGCCCACAAGGCCCACCAGGCGGACCGCGUGGUGGCCGAGCUGGGCCUGGCCCGCUGCCGCAACAGCAUAAUCGGGGGCCCGCUGCUGCGCGGGAUCUCUGGUGGGGAGCGCAAGCGGGUGAGCAUCGGGCAGGAGUUGCUGAUCGACCCCAGCUUGCUGCUGCUGGACGAGCCGACGUCGGGCCUCGACUCGACCACGGCACACCGGAUAUUGGCUACUGUCAAGGGGCUGGCGGCAGGGGGCAGGACGGUCAUUACCACCAUCCACCAGCCGUCCAGCAGGCUUUACCACAUGUUUGAUAAGCUCGUGCUGCUGUCCGAGGGCCGCCCGAUCUACUAUGGGGCUGCGGCGGCUGCGCUGGAUUAUUUCUCGUCCGUUGGGUUCUCGGUGUCGGUCGCGGUCAACCCUGCCGACUUCUUGCUCGAUCUCGCCAAUGGAAUCGGACCCGAUUACGAGCAUGGUACCGACCACAAUGAAAACGUUCAAGACGUGACGUCUGUGAGAGAGACUCUCAUCUCUGCCUAUGACAAGAAUAUUUCUACGAGGCUGAAAAACGAGCUGUGCAGUUCUGAUGUUACCGGUCACACCCAAGCAAAAGAGACCACCAUAAGAAAUGAUGUGGAAACACAGAAAUGGUGCACGACUUGGUGGCAUCAAUUCAAAAUCCUCCUCAUCCGUGGACUCAGAGAGCGAAGGUUCGAAGCCUUCAACAAGUUGAGAAUCUACCAAGUCAUAAGCGUCGCCAUACUCGGCGGCCUCCUCUGGUGGCAGACCCCAUCCUCCCACAUCGACGACCGCGUAAGCCUUUUUUCAUCACUCACCUCAACUAACUCACAACACAUUCCAAUACGAAGAGCCUAAAACAAAUAAAUUUCCCAACCAUGAAAAAAUGCAGAUUGCCAUGCUGUUCUUCUUCUCAGUCUUCUGGGGCUUCUACCCAAUGUACAACGCAGUCUUCACAUUCCCCCAAGAACGGGCCAUGCUCAUCAAGGAGCGCUCGUCCGGCAUGUACCGUCUCUCAUCCUACUUCCUGGCCCGCACAGCUGGCGACCUCCCAAUGGAGCUUGCCCUCCCCACAGCCUUCACUUGCAUCUUCUACUGGAUGGGCGGGCUGAGGCCCGACCCAAUUGCCUUCAUCCUCUCCUUACUCGUUGUUCUCUUCAGCGUGCUUGUCUCACAGAGCCUUGGCCUCACGUUCGGAGCCCUGUUGAUGGACGUCAAGCAGGCUGCAACGUUAUCCUCGGUCACAACUGUCGUGUUUCUAGUUGCUGGGGGUUACUACAUCAGGCACAUCCCGGUUUUUAUUGCCUGGCUCAAGUACGUGAGCUACAGCUACUACUGUUACAGGCUACUUCUUGGGGUUCAGUAUGGUAAGGAUGACUAUUACGAGUGCGGGAAAGGGGUUUUGUGCCGGGUCUCGGAUUACCCGCCAGUGAAGGCUGUGGGUCUAGAUGGGCUGUGGGUUGACGUGUCGGUAAUGAUGGUGAUGCUGGUCGGGUACCGGCUCAUGGCUUACCUGGCUCUACGCCGUGUGAGAUGAAGAAUUUAGGCAAUCAAUAU
Striga asiatica is the source of this 2166-nucleotide messenger RNA. Lineage: Eukaryota; Viridiplantae; Streptophyta; Magnoliopsida; Lamiales; Orobanchaceae. The record is from the annotation of a GenBank genome assembly.